ACAAACUAAUAUUUGUCUUUCAGUCACUGAGGGCUGAAUACUACAGUCUCGGUACUACAGUACACAACUCACUCACUCCAUCACCCUUUCUCCUAUCUGUCCCUCUGUCUUUCAAUCAGUGUUUCUCUCCUUUCUCUCUUAUUCUGCUUCGCCCUCCAUUUUGUCUCUGCCAUUUCUUUCUCGUUCUCACUCAAUUAAUGCAGAGAUUUAGUUGGAGGGUGAAAAAGUUUCCAUCGAGGGUCACCAGAUCUCUCCUCUGGACCUGCUCCUUUCCUCUCCCACAACUGACUGUUUUAAGUGUUCUGAUCUUGGAUCAGUUCAGGGGUGACUAACGGUGAGUUUCUCUCCCUGGCUGCCUCUUUCUCUGUGCAGAUGGAGGGAUAGAUCAGGUGUCCCAGGCCUGUCUUCCGCACUCCAUCCGGACAGCAGAAAGGCACAUUUGUUCACUUUGAGUCUUUUGUGCUCCCGAGACAAUGGGCGCAGUCUCUGGGCCAUUGGGGUGAGGGGAGCGAGUUUGAGGGGGAUGGGUUGGGAGCAGUUGAAGACGUGGCGCUGCGCUCCAUUUUCUCUGCUCCUCACUGGCUGUUCCACCGGAUGUCCCCCACGGCUGCUGCUCCUCACUGGCUGUCCCACCGGAUGUCCCCCACGGCUGCUGCUCCUCACUGGCUGUCCCACCGGCUGUCCCCCACGGCUGCUGCUCCUCACUGGCUGUCCCACCGGAUGUCCCCCACGGCUGCUGCUCCUCACUAGCUGUCCCACCGGAUGUCCCCCACGGCUGCUGCUCCUCACUGGCUGUCCCACCGGAUGUCCCCCACGGCUGCUGCUCCUCACUGGCUGUCCCACCGGCUGUCCCCCACGGCUGCUGCUCCUCACUAGCUGUCCCACCGGAUGUCCCCCACGGCUGCUGCUCCUCACUGGCUGUCCCACCGGAUGUCCCCCACGGCUGCUGCUCCUCACUAGCUGUCCCACCGGAUGUCCCCCACGGCUGCUGCUCCUCACUGGCUGUCCCACCGGAUGUCCCCCACGGCUGCUGCUCCUCACUAGCUGUCCCACCGGAUGUCCCCCACGGCUGCUGCUCCUCACUGGCUGUCCCUCCGGAUGUCCCCCACGGCUGCUGCUCCUCACUAGCUGUCCCACCGGAUGUCCCCCACGGCUGCUGCUCCUCACUGGCUGUCCCUCCGGAUGUCCCCCACGGCUGCUGCUCCUCACUGGCUGUUCCACCGGAUGUCCCCCACGGCUGCUGCUCCUCACUGGCUGUUCCACAGGAUGUCCCCCACGGCUGCUGCUCCUCACUGGCUGUCCCACCGGAUGUCCCCCACGGCUGCUGCUCCUCACUCUGCCCGCGGUAUGGCACAGAAGGGAGUGGUCGGACAUGCUGCAAAAGAGACGGGCACUGUAAACGUGUCGAUAGGCAUGCUAACUGUUGGGAUGAGAAUAGAUCAAGGUGUAUUUGUUAAGAUGUCAUUAUUUCAGCUAUGGUGACGUGUACAUUUGUCACUUUUCACAAAUAGUAUGUUAUGUUUCCAAUGGCUCUGUACUUGCUAUUUGUUUAAUUUUGCCUACUGUGCCUAGUUCUUUCGACUGAACUGCAUUCGCCCUCCGUGUUGUUGAAGUACUGAACUAGUUGGCAUGGACUAAAAAGUGCUGAAGUCAAAGUUAAGUUUUGUUGAGCAAGACUAACUACGUGGUCACUGGUGGUGCUGUAGAGCCCAUCUAAUAGUAUCCAGGCAGAUAAAUGUGAUUCAUGCAGCGGUGUGGUGCUUCGGUCUGUUCAGCCCUGAGCCUCUGCUCCAGGCAUGGGAGCUGCAUACCAAUAGCUGUUUUUUUUGGAGGGGGUGGUUUUCACCUUCAGAAGAGGAGGAGAGGAGCUGCCUUCACACACCCGGACAAAGAAUGACCUGUCCCAACUGCUUAUAAACUUUGUCCACCGCAAGUCAGACGGCUAAAGGGAUGCAAUUGCCAAUUAAUUAUUGUCCCCGAACACUGUCCCACUAAGAACAUGUAGCCAGCAGUACGUGACCUGGAGGUUGAGUCAAUAUUUAGGCAAAUGACAGUUGAUACUUUCUGUCAAAGACUGAAUAGCAGACUGACUCCGCAGGUUAACAAUCCUCUUUUCCCUGGUAAUGUUCCUGCUUCUCGCUCCCAGCCUGUCCGUCAGGUGGUCCAGGAUGCUACCGGUGUCAGCUGACGAAGCAUCCAUCAAGGAAAUGUCAGCGGCCAAUCACGCUUUAAUGGCUGUGUUGACGCUGUCAUUAUUUUUCAUGUGUCUCGCGCAGCAGGGCUCGUCUGGGCAAUCGUUGGCUGAUGACGUCAGCAGCUCACCUUUUGUCUGAGCCGGAGAGGUGGAGCUGCCCAGGUGACAGGUGGAGCCAAAGAUGCCUGUGGAGGUGCCACUCUCAGCCGGUAGUCAUGGACAACAUUGUCCCUGCAGCACAGGAAGUGACAUAAUGUCGGAAGAGGAUGAACGUCGAGUCGCUACCCAGUCUGUGAACAGGCCCUUGCGAUUGGACCUGAUCCUAGAGCACACUGAGCCCCUACUUUCCGAGUCCCACUUCCUGCCUCUACUAGAUAUCAGUGAGGAGCCCCAAGACUGUCUGCCACUGGGAAACUGCUUGAUCCAAGAUGGAAGCCUGUCUCUGGAUGGAUGUGUCCAGUUGGAAAGAAAAUGGGUGCUAUGGCAUGAGUUCAUGAAGGAGUGCUCCUCUCUCUGCGACUGGCUCCAAUUGGCUGAGAAGUCUGCCGACUCCCCGAGAUCUGCCCAUGUGCUCUUUGUCACUGCCAAGGAGGAGCUCAAGAAAUUUGAGAGCCUGAGGACCCAGGCUGGGGCUCGGCUGGUGCAGCUGGACAGUCUGACCCUUAGGAACAGGACCCUGACCAGGCUCUUUGAUGGGGCCAUGCGGUCACGCCUGCUGGGCAUGGCCAAGGACUGUGGUCAGCGCUGGGACCGCCUACAUGGAACCAUUGAGAGUGUCUGCCGCAGACUCAAGCACUGUGUGUCCCAGCGCGAGGAGUUUGAUGGCCAGAGGGAGGAGAUGGCUGUGUGGCUUGCUGACAUGGACCUUAGGCUGACCGAGGUGGAGCACUUCUCUGGAAGGGACACCUGUGACAAGAUGCGGGAGCUGCAGAGCUUCCAGGAGGCAGUGGGGGAGAAUGCGGGGCGUCUGAACUGUCUCCUGGAGCGGGGUGAGGCGCUAAUCCAGAGGAGCGAGCCAGAGGACGCCCAAGAUAUCGAGGCGGGGCUGCAGGAGCUGCUGCUCUACUGUGCCCAAGUAUUUGAGGGAGUGGGCCAUCUGCACACACGCCUGCUCAGCAUGAGACUGGUGUAUGAGGAUGACUGGGUACUGACUCAAGCCUCUGACUCCGGCUGUCCGUCUGAGAUCCUGUUGGAGCAGGAUGGUGUGUUUGAGAAGGGCAGUGCCCCAGACCAGCGGAACCCCACCAACCUGGACCACAUGGUGCUGGAGUGGGACCCCUCCGUCGACAUCGGGGGCCCCGUCUCCCAAUACGACGCUGGCUUGUCAUAUUUCAGCGCCCACACAGAUCGAGAGAAGCCAUUGGCAAGAGAUGGUGUGAAGAGGCGGAGUUACCUCAGUUCCAUAGGCUCUCAGUCUGAUCUAAAUAACAGCGCAGCAGAGGACAUGAGUCUGGAGAGGAGGUUUGAGUAUGCAGGUCCAGAGGUGUUCUCACCUCCCACAACCCAGAGUGUCAGAGAUGACAGACCUCUACUCUCUGGCUGCUGGACGACCUCCACGCCCGACGGACCCUCCCCGGAGCCUGUGACCUUUGACCCUGCUCGCAUCAGCGCUUGGCUGGGACAGACGCAUGGACACACCGUCCCCUCUAGGGUCCCCUUGGUCCAACAGCGCAGAGCCUGCUCCAAGGCAGUCCAGACCGACAGUACUGGGAAGUCUCCAGAGGAAGAGCUGCACUGCAAUGCCUCAUGGGAGGUGGUCCAUAGUGAGCAACUGCCAAAUGAGUGCCCUGACAGACAAACCCAGUGCAGCUCGUGGCCCCUGGGGGCACUAAAGACUCUGAGGAGCCUAGUGUUCCUGGUCGUCCUGCUGGCUGUGUUCCUAGCCCUGCUGGUCUGGCCCACAACACUCCUCAUGGACUUAGAGUGCCACCGCUCCAACUCCUUUGCCCGCACCUUCCAACUGGCCCUGAGCUACGUCAACGGGCCCCCGCCAACCUGAGGGACAAAAGUGUCCCAGAAGGUGGUCACAUCAAAUCCGUGGUGAGCCCUGAACACACCUUAUUCAGGGGGAACAGUCCCAGAAUGCCUUUCCAUUUCAAAACCAUGAGUAAGGCAUUAACAAGGAGGCCACAUGAGAAAAGAGAGAAAUUAAGAACUAUUAGGCCCAAUAAAAAUGUGGCCUUGGUAUUUAUUAUCUGAAUCCCUCCACCAUCCUGCUGGCAGAAGUAGCUCAUCUCUAAUGGCAUUCAUAAUGUCUUACUAUGCCAGGGUAGCACUUUUGUUGAUUGGUCUGUCAUGAUGGAUUUGUAACUUAUUUAUAUGGUGAUUAUAAUCUAUAUGGACGACUUAAUGACGGCAAAUACUUUGAGCAAUUCUCUUUUGGGCAUUUGAAAUGAUCUGUAUAUCAAUAUUUAUUAUGUCAAAGCUAGAGAGAGCUUUCGAUUUAUUCUGCACUCUAUAUUGCAAGCGCUUGACUAUUGGUUCUAUCCGCAUUUUUGUCCAAAUUGAGUUAUUGAUCAAGCCUUGUUCUGUUUAAUGUUCUCUACCUAUAUAGUACUCUAAACACCCCAAUCUUGUUAAAUUCAAAAGAAUACAAGACAAACAUUGCUGACACCUUUCAAACCAUUGAGAGUUUGGAACUUUGAAGCCAAUUAUCUCAGAAUCAUCUUUUUGCAGGUAAUCGUUAGUCCCAAGCUCUCGAUUUCACAUGGGGUUUCUGCAAAUGAAUGAUACUGAAUGCCCGAGCUCGGAUUUACUAGGGCGACUUGCAGAGAUGACCCAUUUGUAGGUCAAUGGGAUAGGUGACCUGGCUAAUGCACUUAGGAUAAAUUAGCACUCCUUUUGUGCUGCUGCUGUGUGUGUGUGUGUGACCUUGUUUGCAUGUGCGUGGGUCGUUAGUAUAUACUCAAUGAAUUUCUUUUACAUCUGCUGCGAUGCCAACAGGGUCCAGCUGGAAAACAAUCAGGCAAAAGCCAAUGCAUCUGAGGCCAGUGAAGACAGUGUAAGCCUCUAAACAUACUGUAUGGGUUAUGUAAUAGUUUAUGGCCAAUGCUUAUGUUUUGACAUAGUGAAUGCAAUCCUGGAUCUCAUCCAUAUGUCACAAAUGUAAUGUCAGUCUUAAGAAGUGAAUGGAUAAAAACUCCAUAAUAUUAUGUGAGGUACAUGCACCUCAUCUGAAAAUGUUGGAAUAUGUUUGCCUUAUGCUUGUAGGUGUGUGUGUUUGUUUGUGGGGGAGUGUUUGCACGGAGUUUUGAUUCUUGUCCGUCCAGUGUGUAUCAGCGUGGAAAUGUAGUGAAGUGUAACAAAUCAGAUUUCUUAAAAUCAGAUUCCUCAGCUUCUUGCAUUUCAUGGAUGAUUUUUAAACUUCCCCUUUAUACAGUAAAGGAUUCCUUUUUUUUUUUAUAUAUAUGUGGAGUUCAAGAUCUGUACAUGCGUCAUGAAAUUAAAGAACAGUGUGAGA
Messenger RNA from Salvelinus namaycush (lake trout), 5654 nucleotides. RefSeq lists its product as uncharacterized. Bases 2376 to 4193 code for a protein of 605 amino acids. Gene Ontology annotation, cellular component: meiotic nuclear membrane microtubule tethering complex; nuclear envelope; membrane. The transcript has 11 exons. The record is from RefSeq and is a predicted model, not a curated record. Lineage: Eukaryota; Metazoa; Chordata; Actinopteri; Salmoniformes; Salmonidae.